UAAACCUCUCGACCGGCAUUUUCACCAGUCUAUGUGGAAAUCUGUUAAGGAAAAACGAGUGUAGUUAAAUAUCUCCGUGAAUUUUAUUCUGUGAGUUCUUAAGUUAUUCCUUACGUGGCUGGAUUUCAACUUUCUGCAAUUAAUUAUCUUCUUCUUAUAAGGUUAAGUGAUGAAGACUAUUACGAGAUUAGCAGCUUUAUCGCUGCUGGUGGCUACUUUGGUAUCUUCGAAGGCAGAUGACAAAAGCAAAGACAAAGAUAGUGUUGGUACUGUCAUUGGAAUUGAUUUAGGCACAACUUAUUCAUGUGUUGGAGUUUUCAAGAAUGGUAGGGUUGAAAUCAUAGCUAAUGAUCAAGGUAAUCGAAUCACACCCUCCUAUGUUGCUUUUACGGCAGAAGGAGAAAGGCUGAUUGGAGAUGCUGCAAAAAAUCAAUUGACAUCUAAUCCUGAAAAUACUGUUUUUGAUGCUAAGCGUCUUAUAGGCAGAGAAUGGACUGAUCCCACUGUACAGAAAGAUAUAAAAUAUUUUCCAUUCAAGGUUGUUGAAAAAAAUAGCAAGCCUCAUAUAAAGGUAGAUACUAAAGAUGGUGUAAAAGUAUUUGCUCCAGAAGAAAUUUCUGCUAUGGUUCUAUCGAAGAUGAAAGAAACUGCUGAGGCUUACCUUGGCAAAAAGAUCCAAAAUGCUGUUGUGACAGUUCCUGCCUAUUUCAAUGAUGCUCAAAGGCAAGCUACCAAAGAUGCUGGCACCAUUGCUGGCCUAAAUGUGAUGAGGAUUAUCAAUGAGCCUACCGCUGCUGCUAUUGCCUAUGGGUUAGACAAAAAGGAAGGAGAGAAAAAUAUAUUGGUUUUUGAUCUUGGUGGUGGCACAUUUGAUGUCUCCCUGCUGACUAUCGAUAAUGGGGUUUUUGAAGUUGUGGCCACUAAUGGAGACACUCACUUGGGUGGAGAAGAUUUCGAUCAGAGAGUAAUGGAACAUUUUAUUAAAAUCUACAAAAAGAAAACUGGUAAUGACAUUAGGAGUGAUAACAGAGCUGUGCAAAAACUUAGACGUGAGGUAGAAAAGGCAAAGAGAACAUUAUCCACUGCUCAUCAAGCCAGAAUUGAAAUUGAAUCAUUUUAUCAAGGAGAAGAUUUCAGCGAGACUCUUACGCGGGCUAAAUUUGAAGAACUGAAUAUGGAUUUGUUCAAGUCUACCAUGAAACCAGUUCAGAAAGUUCUUGAAGAUGGUGACAUGCAGAAGAAAGAUAUUCAUGAAAUUGUUCUUGUGGGAGGAUCUACAAGAAUUCCCAAAAUUCAACAGCUUGUUAAAGAAUUCUUCAACGGAAAAGAGCCAACUAGGGGUAUUAAUCCUGAUGAAGCUGUAGCUUAUGGCGCAGCUGUACAGGCUGGUGUCUUAAGUGGAGAUGAAGAUACUGGGGAAUUGGUUCUUCUGGAUGUUAAUCCUUUGACUAUGGGUAUUGAAACAGUUGGUGGUGUUAUGACCAAACUCAUUCCUAGGAAUUCGGUUAUCCCAACCAAAAAGUCCCAAAUAUUCUCUACUGCAUCAGACAACCAAAAUACAGUUACAAUCAAGGUUUAUGAAGGUGAAAGGCCUAUGACAAAGGAUAAUCACAUUUUGGGUUCUUUUGAUCUUACCGGAAUUCCUCCUGCUCCUCGAGGUGUACCUCAAAUUGAAGUGACAUUUGAAAUAGAUGUCAAUGGGAUCCUUAAAGUCACUGCCGAAGACAAAGGUACCGGCAAUAAGGAAAAAAUCACAAUUACCAACGAUCAAAACAGGUUGACACCAGACGACAUUGAAAAAAUGAUUCGUGAUGCAGAGCAGUUUGCCGAAGAUGACAAGAAAAUAAAAGAAAAAGUUGAAGCCAGAAAUGAGCUUGAAUCAUACGUGUAUACCCUGAAGAACCAGAUAAAUGAUAAAGAAAAAAUGGGCAGCAAAUUGAGUGAUUCUGACAAGGAAAAGAUCGAAGAGGCUCUAGAUGAAAAGAUAAAGUGGCUAGAAAGCAACCCAGAUGCUGACGCUGAAGAGUACAAAUCUCAGAAGAAAGAAAUCGAGGACAUUGUAACUCCCAUCGUUUCGAAACUCUACGGUGAUGCUGGCCAUCCUCCACCUCCUUCUGGUGAUGAAGACUUAAAAGAUGAACUAUAAUUAAUUAAUUUUAUAGUUGCUAAAGCCUUUUUUCGACUUCUGUGAAGGAACUUUUUUCUAAUCGGAUGGAGUUGUACGAUACUGUAUUUACUUGUGAUAUGCAAGAGGGAUUCAUGUCAUCUGAUUGAACAUUUGUACAUAAUUUUCACAGCUCUAUUUAUACAUUUGUUUUCAUAUUAGUAUUUAAAUAAAUUUUUCUUGUACAGGUU
Uloborus diversus is the source of this 2355-nucleotide messenger RNA. Its product is annotated as endoplasmic reticulum chaperone BiP-like. Gene Ontology annotation, cellular component: endoplasmic reticulum chaperone complex; endoplasmic reticulum lumen; membrane. The record is from RefSeq and is a predicted model, not a curated record. Gene Ontology annotation, molecular function: heat shock protein binding; misfolded protein binding; ATP binding. Bases 170 to 2146 code for a protein of 658 amino acids. Lineage: Eukaryota; Metazoa; Arthropoda; Arachnida; Araneae; Uloboridae. The transcript has 8 exons. Gene Ontology annotation, biological process: endoplasmic reticulum unfolded protein response; cellular response to unfolded protein; protein refolding.